This is a messenger RNA of Naegleria fowleri, 414 nucleotides long. RefSeq lists its product as uncharacterized. Bases 1 to 414 code for a protein of 137 amino acids. The record is from RefSeq and is a predicted model, not a curated record. The transcript has a single exon. NCBI's taxonomy places the organism in Eukaryota, Heterolobosea, Eutetramitea, Acrasida, Naegleriidae.
AUGAAAACAACAACUCAAUAUGUAGGAUAUCCUACAAGAAAUUAUCAUGAAACGGACAUUCAUUCUUCUUCAUCAUCCAACAAGUUUAAUUUCAAUGAUGAUGCUUGGAUGGAUAUGAUGAAAAAGGUGGUACCAAACAACCAACAUGUAUUCAAUACAAGAACAUUUGGACAAAUUCGUUCCUUCACCACUUCAAAUUGGUUGAAGAAAAAAGAAGCAUCAACAAACGUAGAGGAUAGUCGUCCUCCACCCAACAACAUACUCUCAGUUUCAAUGAUUACACGAGUUGGAACGCUCCACAAUAUUGUUGAGAAUAUCAAGAUGAAGGGUAUAUAUUACGCAACUGAUGAGCUUAGAAGCACUUAUAACAACCUAAACUCUCUGACACUUGUCAAACUAUUGUAUUCUGGGUAA